Ascoidea rubescens DSM 1968 is the source of this 771-nucleotide messenger RNA. Its product is annotated as tetratricopeptide repeat protein. Lineage: Eukaryota; Fungi; Ascomycota; Saccharomycetes; Ascoideales; Ascoideaceae. Gene Ontology annotation, molecular function: protein binding. The transcript has a single exon. The record is from RefSeq and is a predicted model, not a curated record. Bases 1 to 771 code for a protein of 256 amino acids.
AUGUACAGAGUAGCUGUUUGUUAUGAGUUAGGCGUUGGAACUAGAAAGGAUGAUAUAAGAGCAUUCAGCUGGUUUGAAAGAGCCAGCAAAAUAGGUGUUAUUACUGCAAUGUAUAAAUUGGGAAUGUGCUAUCUUAUGGGAGAAUUGAGCCAACAAAAAUCAGCAGCAAAGGCCAUUGAGUAUUUCGAGAAGGCUGCUAAAUCUGCCGAUUUUAAUAAUCCUCAUUCAUUAUACGAGUUGGGUAAAUUAUAUGAAGGAGUUUAUCCAAUUUCAUCUCCAGUCAACAAUUUAUCAAAAUCAGAUGGAAAUUUCAUGAGAGAACUAAGGAAAAUAAUAGUCGAAAUUAAUGAAAAGAAAGCGUUUGAAUACUACCUUAGAGCUGCAAAACUCGAACAUGCACCAAGCCAAAGCAAACUAGGAUGGUGCUAUGAGUAUGGAAAGCUAUGUUGUGUAAUUGAUCCCAAGAGGUCAGUUGGAUGGUACAGUCGAGCAGCAGCUCAAGGGUACGCAUUAGCAGAAAUGGCACUAUGUGGAUGGUAUAUCACAGGAGCCUCGGGAGUGUUGGAGAAGAACGACAAGGAAGCAUAUCUUUGGGCCAGAAGAGCAGCUGAAAAGGGAUUAGCCAAAGCUGAAUAUGCCUUGGGCCAUUUUAGCGAAAAUGGUCUAGGAACUGCAAAAAGCAUUGAGGAGGCCAAAAGAUGGUAUAUGAGAGCAGCAUCCCAAAGGCACCCCAAGGCCAUUCAGAGAUUGCAGAACAUGAGAGGCAAUUGA